This is a messenger RNA of Mirounga angustirostris (Northern elephant seal), 5136 nucleotides long. RefSeq names its product regulator of microtubule dynamics protein 2. Lineage: Eukaryota; Metazoa; Chordata; Mammalia; Carnivora; Phocidae. The transcript has 12 exons. The record is from RefSeq and is a predicted model, not a curated record. Gene Ontology annotation, cellular component: cytoplasm; spindle microtubule; mitotic spindle pole. The coding region runs from base 117 to 1739 and encodes 540 amino acids. Gene Ontology annotation, molecular function: microtubule binding.
UGCAGAUCAAACUUCAAGGUUGUGCCUAGGAGGGCAAACAAAGAAGGGUAUACAGGGCGAGGGGUGAGUGGACGCGGGAGCGAGCCAGGGGCAGGCGGGUUUGGGGAGCUGCAGUGAUGGGACGAACGCGCUGGGCCGGGCGCCCGGGGGAGACGGGCUUGGAGGGACGGCGGCAGCCCGGCAACAAUAUGCGGUGCGGGCCGAAGCGCCGGCGGAGCGCAUUCUCCUUCUGGAAAAGGUGCGCCGGGCGCCGGCCCGGGUCUGUCGAACCCCCGCGGGAAGAGGCGGGAGCCGUAGGGCGAGCGGCCGCGGGCUCCUCCCCCGGCGCCUCCGCUCUCUGGGUCAGGACGCGGCGGGCCGCGGGGCCGAAGGUGGGGACCCGCGGGCUCCGGGCUGCUGUCCGCCGUCCGCCGCUCCGCUCCCGGCCGCCCGGCCGCAGGUCCCGGGUCCCCGUUCUCCGACCGCGGAGAGGCCCGCGCGGCGAACUCAGAAACAAAACCCAAGAAAUGCCUCAUUCUACAAACAAAGAACUGAUACUUGGUAUCAUGGUGGGAACUACUGGAAUCAGCUUGCUUCUUUUGUGGUACCACAAGGUUCGUAAAUCAAGGACAACAUUGAAUUUACCUAACUUUCUUUCUCUGGGUAAUAAGUUUGAUUCUGUGACUUUUCAAGAUGAAAUGUGUAAUGGUCAAGGAACAGCUGCAAUCUUUCAAGGAAGGCAGCUUCAGAUAUUGGAGAAGUUAAACGAAUUACUGACAAAUAUGGAAGAACUCAAAGAGGAAAUCAGAGUUCUUAAAGAAACGAUUCCAAAGCUGGAGGAAUAUAUACAAGGUGAACUUGGAGGGAGGAUAACUGUUCAUAAGAUAAGUCCUCAGCACAGAGCUAGAAAAAGAAGGCUUGCCACAGUUCAAAGUUCUGGAACAAGCAAUAGUUCAGAGGAAGCAGAAAGUGAAGGAGGGUAUAUUACAGCUAAUACUGACACAGAAGAACAGAGUUUUCCAGUCCCUAAGGCAUUUAACACACACAUAGAGGAAUUAAAUUUAGAUGUCCUUCUUCAGAAGGCUGAUAAUUUACGUAUGAAUGAAUGUAGCAAAAUGGAGAGUUUUGAACUACUUUGUGAUCACAAAGAAAAGUUUAGAGAUGAAAUAGAGUUUAUUUGGCGGUUAGUUCGUGCUUACGGAGACAUGUAUGAGCUAUCUACUAACGCACAAGAAAAGAAACAUUAUGCUAAUAUCGGAAAAACGUUAGGGGAAAGAGCGAUCACUACAGCACCCACAAAUGGACAUUGUCAUCUGUGGUAUGCGGUUUUGUGUGGCUAUGUAUCUGAGUUUGAGGGCUUACAAAACAAAAUCAACUAUGGACAUCGCUUCAAGGAACAUCUAGAUAAAGCAAUCCAAUUUUUACCUGAAGAACCCUUUUUGUAUUACCUCAAAGGAAGAUACUGUUAUACUGUCUCAAAACUGAGCUGGAUUGAGAAAAAAAUGGCUGCUACUCUGUUUGGAAAAAUACCAUCCUCAACUGUAGAAGAAGCUUUGCAAAAUUUCCUUAAGGUUGAAGAACUACACCCUGGUUUUUCUAAGUCCAAUUACUUGUUCUUGGCCAAGUGUUACAUCGAUCUUGAACAAACAGAUGACGCUAUGAAGUUUUGUAAUUUGGCAGUGUUGCUUCCUUGUGUUACCAAAGAGGAUAAAGAUGCACAGAAAGAAGUGAAAAAAAUAAGCACUUCCUUGAAGAGAUAAGGAAGCAAGAAAAAAGGAGGUGGUGAAACCUGCUUUCAAUGACUCGCUCCCCUCGAUCUGUGUGGCGGGAGAGCCUCAGGAGAAACUUUAUGACCUAUUGUUGGGCAGUUAACAAGAAUAUUUCAUGUCACAGUUAAAGACAAGGUCACAUUUUAGAACCAAGUAUCAUUAAUAUCUUGAUGCUCCAUGACUUUUGCAGCUCCCAAACCAGGAUUUUGCUCUAGGUGCCCGAAGUCACAUCAUUAAGUUCUAAAAAUAGCUUUACUGAGGUGUAAUUGACAUACCAAAAUGCACAUAUUUAAGGUGGAUACUUGAUGUGUUUUGAGAUAUAUAUAGAUAUAGAUACAGAUAUAUAAAUAUAUCCCUGAAACCAUCAUCACAAGAUAACGGACAUUUCCAUCCCCCCAAAAGUUUCUUCACACCCUUUGCAACCCCUCCCUCCUGACUCUCCCUGUACCUCCCAUCCCCAAACAACCGCUGACCUGCCUUCUUGUCAUCAUAGAUUGCGUUUUCUGGACUUUUAUAUAAUUGGGAUUGUACAUUAUGUUUUCUCUUUUUUUGUCUGAUUUCUUUCACUCAACAAAAUUAUUUUUGAGAUCAUUCAUCUCGUCGUGUAUACUAAGAGUUCAUUCCUUUUUAUUGCUGGGGGUAUUUUAUUACAUGGAUAUACCAGAGUUGUUUCUCUCCCUUCACCUGUUGAUGAACAUUUGGGGAGUUUCCAGUAUUUGAUUAUUACAAACAAAUCUAUGAAUAUUCAUAUAAAUUCUUUAAAUGGACAUAUGCUUUCAUUUCCCUUGGAUAAAUACGUAGGAAUAGAAUGUCUGAAUCAUGUGAUCUAUGUUUAGCAUUUUAUUUUUUUAUUUUUUUAGCUCUCAAGUUAUUUUAUUUAUUUUUUACUUUUUUAUAAUUUUUUUUAUCGUGUUAUGUUAGUCACCAUACAAAACAUCAUUAGUUUUUGAUGUAGUGAUCCACGAUUCAUUGUUUUCAUAUAACACCUUGUGCUCCAAGCAAUAUGUGCCCUCCUUAAUAACCCAUCACCGGGCUCACAUAUCCCCCCACUCUCCUCCCCUCUAAAACCCUCAGUUUGAUUCCUGGAGUCCGUAGUCUCUCAUGGUUCAUCUCCCUCUCUGAUUUCCCCCCUUCAUCUUCCCUUCCUUCUCCUAAUGUCCUCCAUGCUAUUCCUUACGUUCCACAGAUCAGUGAAACCAUAUGAUAAUUGUCUUUCUCUGUUUGACUUAUUUCACUUAGCAUAAUCUCCUCCAGUCCCAUCCAUGUUGAUGUCAAAGUUGGGUAUUCAUCCUUUCUGAUGGCUGAGUAAUAUUCCGUUGCAUGUAUGGACCACAUCUUCUUUAUCCAUUCAUCUGUUGAAGGGCAUCUCGGCUCCUUCCACAGUUUGGCUAUUGUGGACAUUGUUGCUAUGAACAUUGGGGUGCAGGUGACCCUUCUUUUCUGCAUCUGUAUCUUUGGGGUAAAUACCCAGUAGUGCAAUUGCUGGGUCAUAGGGUAGCUCUAUUUUUAACGUCUUGAGGAACCUCCAUACUGUUUUUCAGAGUGGCUGCACCAACUUGCAUUCCCACCAGCAGUGUAAGAGGGUUCCCCUUUCUCCACAUCCUCUCAGACAUUUGUUGUUUCUUGCCUUGUCAAUUUUUGCUGUUCUAACUGGUGUAAGGUGGUAUCUCGAUGUGGCUUUGAUUUGAAUUUCCCUGAUGGCUAAUGAUGUUUAGCAUUUUAAAAAAGAGUCAAACUGUUUUCCAAAGUGGUUAUCCCAUUUUAUAUUCCCACCAGCUAUGAAUGAGAGUUCCACUUCCUGCACCUUUUUUUUUUUAAUUUUAUUUUUAUUUAUUUGAGAGAGACAAUGAGACAGAGAGCAUGAGAGGGAGGAGGGUCAGAGGGAGAAGCAGACUCCCCGCUGAUCAGGGAGCCCGAUGCGGGACUUGAUCCCGGGACUCCAAGAUCAUGACCUGAGCCGAAGGCAGUCGCUUAAUCAACUGAGCCACCCAGGCGCCCCUCCUGCACCUUCUUAACAACAUUUGGUAUCGUCAUUCUCCAAAAUUUUAGCUACUGUUCUGUGUGUAGAGAUAUCUAAUUGGGGUUUUAGUUUGCAUUUCCCUAAUGGCAAAUUACAUUGAGCAUAUUUUCAUGUGCUUAUUUGCCAUUCGUAUAUCUUUGGUGAAGUAUUUUUCAAAAUUUUUGUCCAUUAUCUUAAUUGAGAUACUAGUUUUCUUUUUUAUUGAAUUUUGAGAGUUCUUUAUAUAUUCUGUAUGAUAGAAGUCCUUUAUUAGAUAGGUAAUUUGCCAAUGUUUUCUCUCUGUCUGUGGCUUUUAAUUUCCUUAACAGUGUCUUUGACAGGACAAAAGUUUUUCAUUUUGAUGAGUCAAUUUAUACUUUCAUGUAUAUUGUUUUUGGUGGUGUAUCUAAAGAUCCUUGCUUAAUCUGAGGUCAUAAAAAUUCUCUCCUGUAUUUUCUUCUAAAAAUUUUAUACCUAGGGUUUUACAUUUAAGCCUGUGGUCCAUUCUGGGUUAAUUUUUGUAUAUGGCAUGAGGUAGGGAUUGAAGUUCAUUCAUUGUGUAUGUGGAUACACAAUUGUUCUAGCACCAUCUGUUGAAAAGACUUGUUCCCCCACUGAGUUGCCUUUGCACCUUUGUCAAAAAUCAGUUUUCCAUAUAUGUAUGGUUUCUAUUUUGUUCCAUCGAUCUAUUCAUUAGUAUUACCGCCAACACCACACUGUUGAUUACUGUACUUUUAUAUUAUCUUGAAAUCAGAUAUUGUUAUUCCUUCAGCUUUGUUUCUUCUCAAACUUGAUUUGGCUAUUCUAGCUUCUUUGCAUUUCCAUCUGAAUUUUAGAAUCAGUUUUUUAAUUUCUAAAAAAAAAAUCUAGCUAGAAUUUUGAUUGGCAUUUUGUUGACCAGUUUGUCUCCUCAACUCAAGGAGAUUGUGGGACUCCUCUCAGGCUCCCCUUAUGUGCAUUGUUGCCUGGAAACUCUCUCAAGGCAGUAACCCCGGGGAAUUGUAGGGCUCACCUUGUUUGUUACAGUCUCAGGAAUUACUGUCCUUUCUUUCCCACUGUCCAGUAUCUUGAAAACCAUUGAUUCAUACAUUUCGUCCAUGUUUUGGAUUUUGAAGAACAGAAAUUGUAACUUCAGGGACUUGUCAUUCUGGAGCACUUUCUAAUCCUCUAAACCAUUAUUUUGUAUACAACAAACUCAAACAUAUUAAAUUGCUUUUUAAAACAAGUUUCUAUAAUGUUCAAAUGUAUCCAUUCUAUAAUAUAAGACAAGUUGAACAAUUGUACUAUGAAAUUAAUUAUUUAAUUAGACUUUGGUUACAACUCAGAUAAUUUGUUUUUAAACAGCAUUCUUAAGCGUUGGCAAAUAAAGUUUGCAUAUGAAGAAUUAAA